AUGCAGCAUCCCGAACUGAAAAGACCUACACGCAGGUGCUCUUGCCGGAACUCAACACACGCCCCCUCAUACCUCUUGCCUACAACGAAAACCUCUCUUGGCGACCGAGUUACGGCGGUGGCUGCGCUGGAUGAAGAGAGGAAAGAUAUACUAGCCAUGUUGGAAGCCACUCCAUCUGCAGCGACCACAACACCUCGCCAUAAAGGUUCUGCCAGCUCUCUGGCACUGAGGCGAGCUGCUUCCCCUUUCAUAGCGCCACUAUCACCUCAACGCAAUAUGCUGGAUCUCGACGACGAGGAUUGGGCGCCGAGGAAAGACUCGCCGACUGGGACGAUUGGGAGUGGCAAAGCAACGACGCCCCGGCGAAAAUCCUCCAAGAGACAGAUGGUUCGCGUACGCAGCAUGCUCGAUAUCGACGAUGAAGAUUGGGCCCCCAGGAAGGAAUCACCGAACGGAGAGACCAGUGCUUCGGGCGCGCAAAGCUUGCAGACAGAGCUCGCAGAGCUCGCAGAAGAUUCGGACCCAGACGAUUCGCAUUGGGCCCCUAGAAAGGAACCGCUGAAUGGAGAGACCACUGGUUCGCGCCCACCAAGCUCGCAGGCGAUUCGGAGUAUGCUAGAUCUUUCACCUCUCACUGGCGAGCCAAUCCGGAGCACGCUCGGCACGGGAAACGGUUACAGCACGAGCUACAUAGGUCAUGAAGCUGUGAAGAGGCAUUCGUCGUCGACAAGGAGCGCAGCGUCAUCUCCGACAGAGGGUAAUUUCCAUCGGGUGCCGAUGGACAAGCACGGCCGCCAUAAGAGGAGUUUUUCGGACGCAGCCACGAGGCCAGCAUCUUUUAGCCAUCGGGCGUCUUCUAGAGACCGAAAUCUCGAAUCUGCAUACCAAUUCUCAGGAUACCUGCCAAGCAAUCCUGGUGGGCCCGUAGCCCCCAAGCGAAACACCCUGGCAGGGAGGAAAGCUUCUGCCAUGGCAGAGGCGGUCAGAGGGGGAACCAUGAGCUUGUUUGGAGAUCCCACAGACCGAGGUCGGAACAAUUCGAUUUCUUUGGCGGGAUACAGCACCAUCAAGACCAUGAAGUCCAAAUCCCCCGCUGGCCGAUCGAUUCUGCGAAACAGCUCUCCGCACGCGGGUAGUUUCGGCCCGGAGAAUUCCAUGUUCAAGCUGAAGGACGGGAGGGUCUUCGACAUGAAACACGCAUAUCGAAGGCUGUCGGACGCUAGUCUUGCUAUCUCGGGUGGUGGGCUAUCGACUCUGGGGGAGAAGAAGCAGCAGCGUGGACGGGCUAGUAGUGUGGGUGCAGCCUGCGGAAAGAAUCUUAGACUCCAGAAGGACUACAGAACCAUCGAUGGAGAGGAUGUGGUAAUGGAUAGCAGUGAGGAGGAUGGUGGACGCAGUGUGUCCGAUGACGAUCAGCAGAGGGGCAGGAGGCGAAAUGAGAGACGGCAGGAACGGGCAAAUUCAGAAGGGCCAGUUGGUCUGCGCAGAGCGAAGGUUGGGAGACAACCUCAAAGCCAAAUGGCUGCCGCAGAGGAAGAACGAGAGCAAGUUGCUGCCAAUCAUGUCGAGCAGUACAAAGUAGGCUCGCUCCUCGAUCCCGAAAUCACCGUAACGAACCCGGCCGGAGAACGAUCCGUGAGAUCCAACAGACAGAACAGCGUACAUCCUUGGACAAGUUUCGACGAGGGGGCAUCAGGGUUGAACACGCCAGUCGAUUCUGAUAUCGAACAGGACUUCACCGAUAUCAAGCGUGCUCAGAAGCUCUCCGUCAACAUGACGGCCGUCCAGUCGACACCUGCCAGUGGCCGCAGUGUUCGUACGAUAUAUCGGGGAGAUUUCGCAAAGAUGCAGCAGGAAGGCGACGACCACCCACGUCGAGUCCGGAAGUACCUGGUUGCUACAGAUCUCAGCGACGAAGCUGCCCACGCUCUGGAAUGGACAGUCGGGACAGUUCUGCGAGACGGCGAUACACUCCUCGCCAUCUAUUGCGUGGACGAAGAGGUUGGCAUUUCCGCCGUCGACGGCAGUCCAGAAGAAGCGAGGCUCAAGGAGCAGGCUGCCACCGUCGAUGGGCCAACCAAGCUUUCGGUUUCUACUCCAAUACUCACUCCGACUAAAAUUUCCAGUCCACUGGGACCAGGCUCCGCAGCGAAUACCCACGGCGCUGGCGUAUGUCCCCCCGGCCGGGAAAAGUCAAAACCUGAGCUAGAACGGCAAAGAGCUGUAGAUGACAUCACAGAACGAGUCUCCAGGCUGCUCCGGAAGACGAAACUCCAGGUCAAGGUCGUUAUCGAAGUCGUCCACUGCAAGAGCCCGAAGCAUCUCAUCACUGAAGUCAUUGACUACUUACAACCCACCAUGGUGAUCUUGGGAAGUCGGGGACAGAGUCAACUCAAAGGUGUCAUCCUUGGCUCCUUCUCGAACUACCUCGUUACCAAAUCCUCCGUUCCGGUCAUGGUCGCACGGAAACGCCUGAAGAAACACAACAAAUACAAGCGUCCCGCUAUGCGCCUUGCCAACAACCUCGCUAACCCGAACGUCAAUAGCUUGGCUGCCGCAAAGAUUGAUUGA
Molecule: messenger RNA, 2571 nt
Organism: Drepanopeziza brunnea f. sp. 'multigermtubi' MB_m1
Lineage: Eukaryota; Fungi; Ascomycota; Leotiomycetes; Helotiales; Drepanopezizaceae
Source: RefSeq, a predicted model, not a curated record